This is a messenger RNA of Crotalus tigris (Tiger rattlesnake), 10762 nucleotides long. RefSeq names its product Rho GTPase activating protein 32 (gene ARHGAP32). The coding region runs from base 521 to 6589 and encodes 2022 amino acids. Gene Ontology annotation, biological process: small GTPase-mediated signal transduction. The transcript has 23 exons. Gene Ontology annotation, cellular component: cell cortex; Golgi apparatus; nucleoplasm. The record is from RefSeq and is a predicted model, not a curated record. Lineage: Eukaryota; Metazoa; Chordata; Lepidosauria; Squamata; Viperidae. Gene Ontology annotation, molecular function: protein binding; phosphatidylinositol phosphate binding; GTPase activator activity.
CUGAACAGCGCCCGCCACCGUUGCCUCGUUGCGGCUCCUUCUCCUGCUACUGCUGCUGCUCUUCUUCUUCUUCUCCGGAGAGGCGAAGGUGGCGGACGGGCCCCGCGGCGCUGAGAGCGGCUGGCCGGCGAGCGAGGCUCCUGGGAGCACCGUUUCCUUUCUUCCCCCCCUUCCUCCUCCUCCUCGCUCUUGCCCUGCGGCUCGUCCCGGCUGGGCGCCCCUCGCCUUUCCCUUAAGCCCCGAGCCGCCGGGAUGAGCCCCGCUGCCGCCGCCGCCGCCGCGCGCUGCCUGGAGGCGGCCCCGGCGAGGAGGCGGCGCGGGUGAAGCAGCUCCGGAGCGGCGGCGGCGAGAGGGGUGCAGCGCCCCUCGACCCCGGCGGAGGCAGCCGUUUCUGCAGUGUGUAUCUGCGUGAAACCUGAAGGAAGGGACUGGAGCAAUUGCUGCUGUCCCUACUGCCAAUUCAUCAGCUUCCACUGCAGGAGCGAUAAGAACUGGAAGCUAUCCUGAUGAAUCCAAAAGAAUGAUGAAGUCCUCUUUCCAUGUAGAAGAGGAUGAUUUUGUGCCUGAGCUUCAGAGAAGUAUUCAUCCCCGUGAAAGACCAGAUUGGGAAGAGACCCUCAAUGCAAUGGCAAGAGGAGCAGACAUCCCUGAGAUUUCUGGAGAGUUAUCCUUGCGAACCUGUGGCAGCACAGCUAGCAUGAAAGUGAAAAAUGUGAAAAAGUUGUCCUUCACCAAAGGCCAUUUUCCAAAGAUGGCAGAAUGUGCGCACUUCCAUUAUGAAAAUGUGGACUUUGGCAAUAUACAGCUUUCACUCCCCGAGGAACAGAAUGAAGUAACAAGAAAUGGCUGUGAGUCCAAGGAACUUGUCUACCUGGUACAAAUCUCUUGUCAGGGCAAGAGCUGGAUUGUGAAGAGGAGUUAUGAAGACUUUAGAGUGCUUGACAAACAUCUCCAUCUAUGUAUUUAUGACCGACGCUUUUCUCAGCUCUCCGAGCUGCCCCGUGCUGAUGCCCUGAAGGAUAAUCCGGAGCUUGUUACCCAGAUGCUGAUGGCUUACCUCUCCCGACUCUCAGCCAUUGCCGGCAACAAGAUAAAUUGCGGUCCUGCUCUCACAUGGAUGGAGAUUGAUAAUAAGGGGAAUCGCCUCCUGGUUCACGAAGAAUCAUCCAUUAAUGUUCCUGCUAUUGCAGCUGCCCAUGUUAUCAAGAGAUACAUCGCCCAGGCAGGAGACGAACUCUCCUUUGAGGUUGGAGAUAUUGUUUCUGUUAUUGAUAUGCCUCCAAAAGAACUGACCACUUGGUGGAGGGGAAAACAUGGAUUUCAGGUGGGAUUCUUUCCUAGUGAAUGUGUUGAACUAAUUAACGACAAAGUUCCUCAGUCAGUGACCAAUUCUGUACCAAAGCCAGUGUCCAAAAAACACGGCAAGCUUAUUACUUUCUUGCGUACAUUCAUGAAGUCUCGACCAACAAAGCAGAAACUGAAACAGCGUGGGAUCUUAAAGGAGAGGGUGUUUGGCUGUGAUCUUGGAGAACAUCUUCUCAACUCAGGCCACGAUGUUCCCCAGGUCCUCAAGAGUUGCACUGAAUUCAUUGAAAAACACGGUAUCGUGGAUGGAAUAUACCGUCUGUCUGGGAUCGCAUCCAAUAUCCAAAAACUACGGCAUGAGUUUGACUCCGAACAAAUCCCUGACUUGACAAAAGAUGUCUAUAUUCAGGAUAUACACUGUGUGGGUUCACUCUGCAAGCUUUACUUUCGUGAACUCCCCAAUCCUUUGCUCACUUACCAGCUCUAUGAGAAAUUUUCAGAUGCUGUAUCUGCUGCAACCGACGAAGAAAGACUGGUGAAAAUCCAUGAUGUCAUCCAGCAGUUGCCACCACCACACUACAGGACUCUGGAAUUCCUUAUGAGGCAUUUGUCACACCUGGCUGAAUAUUGUGCCAUCACAAACAUGCAUACAAAGAAUUUAGCCAUUGUCUGGGCACCAAACUUACUAAGAUCGAAACAGAUAGAAUCUGCUUGCUUCAGUGGAACAGCAGCUUUUAUGGAAGUGCGAAUCCAAUCCGUGGUUGUGGAAUUCAUUCUCAAUCAUGUGGACGUCCUUUUCAGCUCUAAACUCAGCUCCGUUAUUCGAGAGAGUGCAGGUCACAGUUCCUUGUCGCGACCUAAAUCUUUGCUGGUGUCCUCCCCCUCCACAAAGCUGCUUACCUUAGAGGAAGCCCAAGCAAGGACACAGGCUCAGAUAAAUUCUCCGGCCCCUGCAGAUAGCAAAUACAUCGAAGUAGGCGAGGGACCCGCUGCUUUGCAGGGAAAGUUCCAUACCAUCAUAGACUUUCCAUCUGAAAGAAAGAGACCUCCCAGUAAGAUGAAAAAAUCUCCCGUGGGCAGCUGGCGUUCCUUCUUCAAUUUGGGAAAAUCAUCCUCUCUUUCCAAACGGAAACUGCAGCGCAACCCAAGUGAGCCAUCGGAAAUGAAGGCAAUAGCUCUGGCAGGAGGAAGAGGAGAGAGUGGAACCCUACGCUCCACCAAAAGUGAAGAGUCUCUUUCAUCUUUGCAUGCUAUCGAUGGUGAGUCUAAACUCUUUCGACCCCGAAGACCAAGGUCGAGCAGCGACGCUUUAUCCGCUUCUUUCAACGGGGAAUUGUUGGGGAACAUGAAUCGUUGCAAUUCUUACGACAACCUGCCCCACGACCAAGAGAGCGACGGAGAUGAGGGACACCUGCAGGUUCCCGCCCUCAUCUCCCCCAGGUUGGCGGAGGACGUUGAUCUGAGCCCUCCUGAGAUCGGAGUGGCUAGUUUGGAUUUCGACCCCAUGUCUUUUCAGUGCAGCCCCCCCAAAGCAGAAUCCGAGUGUCUUGACAGCAGCACCUCCCUGUUGGAGUCAGUGGACUAUAACAAGGACAAGCCAAGCGUCUUUAAGAAAGAGCUAGACUCGGGCAGCCAAUCUCAUACGCCCUACAGUGCCACCAGCUCGGAGCCCGUUUCUCCUUAUCAAGAAAAAAACCCGAGUCCCUUCUUCACUCUGGAUCUGAGCCCAGCUGAAGACAAGCCCUCAAAGCUCCAGCCUUUCUCCGAGAAGCUCACCUGUGCCUACUCCCCCAAGUUGGCUCAAAAGCCAGUCAGAUCGCCACCGCUCCCUGCCUCCGAACCCGUUCCUUAUGCUCUCCCCAGCCGAAUGCCCGACGUGGUUACUGGAGGGGGGGUGUCGGAAAGCGGCGGCCCUUCGGAUUGGACUAAAAAAAACACUGACCACAACGAAGCUUCAAGCGUGUCCCUUUCCCAGCUCAUGGGGUCACCUUUGAAAAGCAGUGCAAGCAGGCCUGGUGAAGAACCCCAGCAAGAAUUCCAGAAUGCGGGAGAUACCAAGAAAGCAGAGUUUCAAGAAGAGGUGGAACAACUUGCUCUCGGCAGCGGCCAGAGUAAACCUGUACCUUCUGGACUGACACAGCCAGGAGCCGUUGCCCUUGACACCCCCCAGGAUUCUGUUCCAGUCAAUUCCGUUUCUGUUGUCCCUCCUCCACCUCCCAAAAAUGCUGCACGAAUCCUGGCUCUUGCCCUGGCCGAAUCUGCCCAACAAGCUUCAGUUCAAUCCCAGAAGAAGCCAGAUAUUUAUUCAGAUUGUAGCAACUGUGGGAAAAGUGAGAGUGCAGGAACUCUAGAAAAGUUCCACCCAUAUCCUGGCUGUGCUGCGGAAAGGCUCCCGUUCUAUGCUUCUCUGCCAGAGAACCCGCUCAAUUUUCAGAUGGUUGGGGAUCCUCAAAGAAGCGGAUUGCCUUUAGUUCAGGGCCCCGAAAGCAGUGACAUGUCUGAAGGCGACGACCAUCUCCAUGUUGGCACAUCUGAACAUCGGGACCACUCCACUUUCUCUAAUAACAUGGCAGGAGACCUUCACGGGCUGGGUACUAACAUGGGCUGGGACCACUCCCACUUCUAUCCGUGUACAGUGGGGGACACGCACCUUCUUACCGAAUCUUUUGCCCCAGAAGAUCAGAGUCAUCUUCAUUCCUGUCCUGAACGAACGGUUCAGGCGGAAUCAUCUACAGAGGAGAUAUCAGUGGAAAGUCCUCCUCUGCAUGCUGGUAUCCCUUUGGAUAAGAACCAGGCCAACAGGAUUCAUCUUCCCAUCUGUAAAAUGGAGGACAGACUUCACUUUCCUUCAGAUCUGGCCUGCGUCAUGAAGAACCACUCGGCAGCUGCCAAAUCUAAUCCUGGCAUGUCCAGACAAAACGUCCCACCUCAGCCUUCCACAGGCACCAGCAACAUUACAUGGGGGGAAGCAGUUCUUCCUACAGGAAGUCUCCAAGUUCUACCCAUAAGACCAGGGGACCAGCCGGCCGUGGGACAGACUCCUCCCACAAAACCUUCAGGAGAUUUCAGCCAGGUACAAGGAGAGGCAACUCCAGACAAAUUGCUGGAGCCUAGAACAGCCGAGCCGGCUCUCGUCUCAGGCGUUGAGGCCAGUGCUACAAUUCAGUGCACUUUGGCCACCCCAGUGUCUCUGUUUCACCAGGGACAUUUGGAGAAACCCCGAGAAAAUAUCAGGGCUCCACCUUUACAGAUGAGGUCCGAGUCUGUCCCAGCUCAAUCGCCCUAUGCUUUUAUGCCUCCAGCACCACCUGUGAGGACAAUGGAAAGUAAACUGGCAGCCGCCAUGCAUUCCAACAGCAAUGAUACGAUAAACCCUGCCAAUUUCCAAGCUUUUAUGGCUUCCCCCUCAUUGCCCCUGUCAGCAGAAGAUGUGUUGGCACCACCAAACCUGUCUAAGCAGGCAUCCCUUCCGUCUGCCUACUUCCCUCCCUCCAAGUCAGAAAGCAUGCCAGAGCCUUCAGCGCAUCCGAAACCCUCCUCAGCUCAUCAAUACAGGGCUGAAAAUAGCCAGCCCCACCUUUUCCACAGCAAGUCUGAGCAGCAUCCAGGCUAUCCUUCUCUGUCGGGGGCUCCCCUAAGCUCCCGAUAUAACGCCCAUGCCAGUCAAGGAAAGAGCUCGUACGUCCAUUACGCCAAGCCUCGCAGCCGGGUUGAAUAUCUGUCUUCCCUAAGCCCAACAAUGAGGAGCAGCAGCUGUGCGGAGGAAGCUCCACCCUACCCCACCAUCCGAAGGGUGCAUUCCCUACACGUGUCCACCCCCUCCGCCAUCCGAUCCGUUCCUAUCUCCCGCACCGAGGUGCCUCCCGACGACGAUCCCCUUUAUUGCCCAAGACCCCUCUUCCAGUACAAGUCAUAUCAGCCCCAUGGCGAUUAUCACGUCACUCAGUUGCAACCGUAUUUUGAGAACGGCCGCGUUCAUUACCGAUACAGCCCUUACUCCAGUUCCUCCAGCGUUUCUUGUUAUACCGCCGGCGAAGGUGGAUAUUACGACUUGGACCCUUACGGUACAGUGAGGCUGAGACAGUUCCAUCCUCUCCCAGGCAGAGAUUUUGCAUCCUACUCCAAGUUACCAACCAAGAACCUCUAUCGCUGUCCUGGUUUACCACCCUACUCCCGGGGAGGUCCCCCUGGGCACCUAGCAGGCAAAGAACAUAGUUUCAUCAGCAGGGAUGUGCCACCUGCCCCUGAUGCCAAACCCAUGUAUGUCUCCUGGGACUUGGAAGAUAUGGAGAAAUACUGCAUGCAGUCCAUCCGCCGAGAGAGUCGUGCUCGUCAGAAAGUCAAGGGGCCGGUCAUGUCCCAGUAUGACAACGUAGCCCCUUUGCUGCAAGACGAGGUGCGGGCUACAGACAUUGUUCACUUGCGCAGCAAAUCUGAUCCUGGGAAAACUGGACUCCUGACUGUGGCUGAUGGGAAAGAAGGGAGAUACCUAGGCAAGGGAGGGGCACCCGAGGGAGAGGAACACUACUACGGGCCCCAGCCAGAACCUGACAUUGACCGAGCCCAUUACCGCGGGGGUUUUGGCAACGGACAGUCAGAGAAACCUCUGCUCCCUCAGAAACAAAGCAGCCUCAGGAGCAGAAAACCACACGAGGUCGGUUGUAAUUCCAUGGAGCACAGAAUGCACCUUGCACAUGAGGCAAUCCACAGGCAGCCGCUGGAGGCUAAAAAUGCCCCUUCCUAUCCCGAUUACCGACCAAAGGGCCACCCAUCGGAACCCACAGAAUCCCUGACAUAUCAGCACUCGGGUGGGAAAUACGUCCCAGCUAACCAUGACGUAUUGAGACUGAACCACAAAGAGGUAAAGCUGGCAGAGGAUAGGCUGGAUGGAGAGCGGGCUCGAUCAAGACUCCCGGCUGCUCUGGCUGAAAAGCACUCCAGAGACUGCUAUAAAGAGAGUGAGCACUAUGGACACCCUCCGGGACCACCACCUAAGCCGGAACGGAGCCAUAGUCUCCGGUUCCAGCACUCUGAGAGCACACCACGGGAUGCCGGUCUCCUGUACCCAUACCAAACCCUUGGCAAACGCCAAAGUACAACUGUGGUAUCCCAGUAUGAUAAUUUGGAUGAUUACCAUACUAUGCCUCAGCACCAAAGAGGGGGAGUUGCACCUUCUUUUACUCAUCCACAUGGUAGGACUUACGCCACAGCUUUGGGCCAAGGAGCGUUCCUACCAUCAGAGCUUUGCCUUCAGAGGCCAGAGACGGAAGUCCAUGCAGAGUGAGCUCGGGGGCCGAAGGGAUAGAGUGUAAGCAGCCUCUGCUGGACAGUGGACUGGUUUAUUUUUUCAAUGAUGCACAAACAUGCACACGAACACACAAAGCAACUCCUUCCAUUUUAGCCCUCUUGAGUUUCUGCCCUGUCUAGUCCCUGCCGCUUAUAGGGACUGUUUUCUCUUUCUUUUGUUUAACACUAAAUGUAUAGUUUUAUUCCAUUGUUUAAAUGUAGCUUGCGGCAACCAUACAGGCUUUUGUUAAACUUGAAGACGCAACUGAUCUCCAGGAAGAGCAGAAUCAAGAAGGAAGAGACGAGUUGCACUGUGAAUGAGUUUCAGUUUCCGUAGAUUUCAAACCAUGGCAUUUCCCUUCACAGUCACUGUCCUUCUAAGCCACACGCAUGUUGUAUGUAUUGGUAGACAUUUCUUCUCCAGACAAAAGUCCCUUGUAUGUGAUCAUUUAGAGGAAGUUUUAUGGAAUGCCACGCUUUAGUAAAUAUUUUAACUUGGUCCUUUCAGGUUUUAUGCUUCAAACUCUAGGAAAAAAUAAUAAUAAUAAUGAUUUCGCAUCGUGUGUAAUUCUCCCUUUAAUUGUACCACCUCCUCUUAUAUCUUUUUUGUCUAAAUUUUGCUUUUCAUAAUUGGUCAAAGUGCAAGCCAGUCACAAAUUGGGCGACUGGUAUCUAUAAAAAGGUGGUGGGGUCUAAGGCAUGUAACCUGGUCCUUUUCCCCACGAAGAAAUCUGUAAUAACCUGUUUCGUAUAUUUGAGAAUUUAGGAGUAUGAGAGUAAGGAACCAUUAAUAUAUUAUAAACAGAGCUUUGCUUUUCCAGGUGGUGCCUGUAUUAUCUCAUAAAGGGAAUCAUCUUCCUGAACAUCUUAUCCAUAGCAAAAGCUUUCAGAAGCUUUUGAACAACAGAAUAUCCAGGGAUUUUCUCCUGAGUGAGAGCCAUUGAAAAACACCAUGCUGUGUUCCUUCCCCCAGUCAUGGAUAUAGGAGAAUUGUGAUGUAUUUUGUUGUUUCAACAAUGGAAAUCUGUUUCAACUUCAUAUUAAGUAGCCUUGUGCCUAGCCUAACCAACAGUGGUCUAGGAAACAAUUCUAUGUUCUUUCUGAUAGCUCAGUUGGUGUUGCUUAUCAACUGAUCAUGAUAAGGUCAUCAUUAUAAAAUGGUGAAGGUACUACAGAUCUAGGAAAAUUCCAGUUGGUUUGAUGGAAGGGGCAGUGUAAUAUGUCACAGCACACAUGCACCUGUUGUGUAGUGUUUAUAGGAUAGAGAUGGGUGCUUAGUACUUGAACUCUAAACUCCCACCAGUCCCAGCUGGCAUGAUACUGGUAGCAGAUGAUGGAAGGAAGUCCCUUGCUCCCCCAUACUGUUAGAGAGACCUGUGUGCAGUACAUGCCCUAUGGGUACACAGCUGACUCCCACUUCUUAAAUUUUUAUUUUGCCUAUUGAAAGGGGAUACUGUAUUGAAUUGUUUUUCUGGAGAAGUUAUAAAUACACACGGCUCUUAAUCUCAGUGUCCUUGCCAGAGCUGAGGUGCGCAGAGGGGCCUUGGGUUUUCAUACUGCCUUAGGCUACAAAAUGCUCCGCUACAAAAGUUUUCUGAAGUGGCCAGAGUCUAUCCCAGGAAUAAAGUGCUUUCUGCUUUGAGAUCACCACAACAAUGUAAAGUUAGAAUAAGGCCCGUGGGAAGCAUCUGUGUCAUUUAUCUGUAUCUGGGCCCUUGUUACAGCAUAGUUGAUGGGCAUGAACCCAGAAUACUACCUACGUCAGGUUUGCCUUGAGGUAUCUCAUAAGGGUAUCAGAAGCUUCUCAAAACCAGCAUAAUAUCAGUUAUUCAGAUUGUCCCCUAGCUACAGUCAGAUUACAUUCUCUUGAUUUUUCUGAUGCAUAUUUCUUUUGAAGUUCCGAUUGUCUUAAGUAGAGAUUUAGGGGUCAGAAAAUUCACUAUGAUUUAAGCUUACAUCUGUUUUACUCCCCCUUUUUUUUAAAAAAAAAAACACACACCCCUAUUUGUUUUUGUUUAUGCUGCAUAAGUGAUAAACAGAGGAAGGGACAUUCCAAUGCACUUAAUGUCUGGAGCAAGCAGGUUUGUUUGUUUGUUUGUUUUUUGGUUUUUUGUUUGCCAAGGUCUUUCCUUGCCCCUUCUAGCAAGCCCAGUUGUAACCCACGAGUAGCACAAGGCCGUUGUGGCUUCCAGCCAUUGAGUUACAUUGUUCAGUUUUCCUCUAGGAUUAGGGCAGGGUUAUACCAUUGUUUUUAGGAUAAUUAAGGUUCGGGUAGCAAGACCUAGCGUUCAAACCUGUAUCUUCAUUUUCCUUGUAUUCUCCCCUUACAUCAGCCUUACACUACCUGCUGCUCAGAACCAGCCUGAUUUCUUUUAACGUCUGUAGCUUUUGUUUCUGUCACUUUUGUACUGAUGAAUAUAUGAUCCCUCAUCUCUUUUUAGGGGAGGAAGAGCCCACUCUACUUAAUUUUUAAAUACCGCUUUCAAUUAUGGCCAUAAAUAUCUGAGCUGCAUCCUCGGGGCCCCUUGCCUGUCCACCCCUUAAAGCAUUUAACCAAAACUAAUUUCAACAUGGAAUGGCGCGUUCACUCACUGAAUAUUGUCAACUGUUGCGUGGAGCCUCUGCGCGGUUGGGAAAGUGCCAUACCAGGUUUCAGCUUGAAAACCCAAGAGUUUAAUGGCAUCAAUUCAGCAAAGUUUCCUGAUCUUGAAAGAGCUGCGACAAUCGCUCUGUUCCUUCUGUAUUUCUAUCACUAUUUUUUUAAAGCCCUCUUUCCUUCCCACCCCCAUGAAAGCCAUAGAAUUAACUAUGCAGGCCUGGUCACGUACCCUGGUUGAUUUUGAAAUACUGAACUUUAAAGGAGAAGAAUCUCCCUCUUCUUUAACAAACCUAAUCUAGACUCCACUCCCACACUGUAGGAAGAGUAAGUGUUGUUCAUCUUUUUCUGUAAACACUGGGGUUGAGGUGGUUAAAAAUACAUGCUCAUCGAGCAGCCAUCAAACCUUAGCUCUGAUUAGCUGUGGCAACUGGUCGGCCCCAAGCAGGAGUCUGAUGAGGAUGGGAACCACUGCUCAGUGGUUGUUCCCUUAAAUUUCUUUUCUUUUAUGGAUGACACUUCAGAGUCUUACUGUAGAAUGUGCUCCCAUCUAAAUCAAGGUUUGUAUGUGUGCUUAAGAGGAAAACCUUUCCUCCCUUGAUAGCAUUAGAGGGGCCUUUGUAGGUCCUGCAUCCUUGUUCCUAACUUUAAAACAAGUUUUAAUCAGGGCUAAAAGUUUAUGCAGACGAUAGUGAAAAACAUUGUGCCUAGGUCUUUGCAGAUGUAAUCUGGGGAGGGUGGGCUUGCCGCUUGGAGGGAGGGUCACAAGUAUUGCACAGUUCUGACCAAAACCACCACAGGCAACAAAAUUUGCUGGAAGCGAUGUUCCCCUUCAGCCCAAGAGAGAUGGGUCCCCCCCUUGUAUGCGUUCUCCCAGUUUCAAUUUGAUAGGUUGAUGGUAAGAAAGCAUCACUAGCCUGACAAUGCAGCGUUUGGGAAUGGUAUUGUAGACUUUAGAGGAUUCUGAAUUUAAUUUUUAAAGGUGGCUUCGGCAUGACAUUUUCUCCAGAUUUUUCUGCUGUGGAAACUGAGGCAACGGGCAUGGUACACUUUUAACGUGUGCUCAGUAACUUCAGCGUUUCCAGUCAGUUUAAUAUUGUACAGCUCCGUUUCAAAACGAACAAGAAAUGAUUAUUGUGUGGUUUUAUUUUCCUGCUGUGGAAACUUGAUUCGUCUUUUUGAGCCACCUGAGAGACUCCUCUCGGAAAGAUGGGGGAGCUCUCCGAGUGUUCUCUUUUUAAUUUAUAUAGUGUCUUAUUUUUUAUUAUUUUUAUUUUUUACUCUUGUGCGUAAGAACUGGUAUAAAAUGUAUAUGCCGACGAGCUCAUGUUCUUUUAUGUAAAUAUUUUUUGUGCAUCCCACUUCCUCCCUUCCUUUGUAAAUAUUUAGAUUCUCAUUUCUCCGCGCUGUACGGGGACGGAUGUGUUCAUUUACUAUUCUUAUUUUUAAUUUGUACUGUAAUGCUAUGACCAGACUUCAGGUGUCUUGUGCUAUUAAAAACAAAACAGAACAACCUAACAGUCCCACAAACCUCAGAUGUACCACUCAGCAAUUAAUGAAGCCAGGUUAAAGUCU